This is a messenger RNA of Episyrphus balteatus (marmalade hoverfly), 1176 nucleotides long. RefSeq lists its product as uncharacterized. Lineage: Eukaryota; Metazoa; Arthropoda; Insecta; Diptera; Syrphidae. Bases 319 to 1110 code for a protein of 263 amino acids. The transcript is spliced from 2 exons. The record is from RefSeq and is a predicted model, not a curated record.
UAUUGGUCAAAAUAAGUUGACCUACAAAGAAUAUUAUAAAGAUAAAACGAUGAACAUAAUAGGUUGCAACUGUAUACAUGUAUAAUUGAUAGAAGAAACAACGAUGAAAUAAUAUAUUGAAUUGAUACUCAUAAAAGAGAAAAGGCAAUCUUUUAAAAUAAAUCACUCGAUGAAAGCAGUCAAAUAUUUACUGAUAACAGGCAACCGAUUGGUACAUAUACGAGCUCACUAAUGCAGAGAAGAUUCAGAUUAGUUUUCAUUCUUGAAAACGAAAGACGUGUUUUUUUUAGUUUAUGGUGAAAGAAUCGCCAAUAAAAGAUGAUUAUAUCAUAUAAAAAUUUGAUAUUUUUACUGAGUGUUUUGCACUUCAUCGCUGCAAAAGAAGUUGGAAGCAGACGAACAAAGCGUCAAGUGCUUCAUGGUCAUGCGGAGUUCGAUCGUUUGGUUCAAAAUUUGCGUACCGCCGCUACCAAUCAACCCAAUCAGCCGUACUGUUUUCACAGGCAUAUGAGACCGUACAGUGACACUAAUUUUCCUUUCGUUGAAAUAAUUGAACGAAAGGACACUAACAGAAUAGGACAACCACUUUACGUUACCGAGUAUAUGAAAGCAACUAUAAAAAAGUCUCAUACCGGCCGUGAUCGUAGUAAGGAAGCACGUAUUCCAGCACACAUACAAACUUAUUUGGAUUUCUGUGGUUUCAUACAUGGUGCAGGAAAUCGUGACCCUAACGCCGACCAAGCUGGUCAUUUGUUGGCUUUUUCCUUGGGCGGAUCGAAUGAUGAUACAUUCAAUUUUGCACCACAGACCGCUCGGCUCAAUACUCAGACCCCAGCCUGUCAUUCCAUUUGGUUUGGCGAAGAAUUGGCCAUGAAUGAAUUUUUGAAGGGAGGAGCCAAUCGUAAGAUAGAGUGGGAAUUACUUGUCAUACAUCCACCAGUGACGGCAACCGGAGAGUCUCGUUUGCGGCCAAUCCGUUUCUGUAUGAGACAUCAAAAUUUCAAUGGCAAUGCCAAGGUUGAUAAUCAUAAUAAUCCAAUUACUCAACGUGAUUCUGUUAUGUGCUUCAGCAAUGAUGCUGACGACGAGUGUCGAUACGACGAAAUGUGAACAUAAUUUCUUAAUUUCAUUCGAUCCAUGGGUGUUGAAACGAGUUUCAAAAAUCGUAACAAAUUU